Andrographis paniculata is the source of this 3248-nucleotide messenger RNA. Its product is annotated as probable LRR receptor-like serine/threonine-protein kinase At4g37250. Gene Ontology annotation, molecular function: ATP binding; protein kinase activity; protein binding. Lineage: Eukaryota; Viridiplantae; Streptophyta; Magnoliopsida; Lamiales; Acanthaceae. Gene Ontology annotation, biological process: protein phosphorylation. The coding region runs from base 547 to 2943 and encodes 798 amino acids. The record is from RefSeq and is a predicted model, not a curated record. The transcript is spliced from 2 exons.
AGCAGCUGUGGCAGUGGCAGUGGCAGUAGCAGUAGCAGUUGUUGUUGCUAAAAUAAUGGAGGAUCAGAAUUAAAAGCUUUUUGUUUUUGCAAAGGGAAGUGUGGAGUGUUUCAUGGAGUGAGUGAUGAGGAGCAUUAAUAUCGUUUUCUUCUGAUACUACUUUCUCUUUCUUUCCUUCUUUCUUUAUCUCUCUCUCUCUCUAUCUAUCUAUCACCGCCAUUAAUUUAUUUGUUGUAUUUAUGUAUGUAUGUAUCGCCAUGGUCUGAACAGAGUAUUUUGGUGAGGACGUUUGGUUUCUUGGUGAGCUGUGCCAAAUUUAUUUUAUCUUUUUGUACACCAGACCUCUCUUCACAUGGUCCCUCUUCCAUCAUAAAUCUCAGUUAAUUGCUUGUUUCUCCUGUCUCUCUCUCCUCUUUCUCUCUCUGGAGAGUGUGUUCUUUUCUUUUUCUUUUUUUUUUUUAAUUUUUGGGUUCCUGUGUUCAGUUCAUCUACCAAUUUCUUGUUUUCCCUGUGAAGGAGAGAGAUGUGGGAUUACUGCGGAACAUUAUGAGCGGCGUUGGCCUAGGUUUUGAUUACUGCCUCCUCCAUUUAUGGCGGUGGAGAAUUCUUACAUUUAUUGUUCUUGUCCGGGCUCGGGCUGACGGCCUCAACACUGACGGGCUUCUCCUGCUGUCCUUCAAGAACAGUGUUCUGAGUGAUCCUUUCGGAGUGUUGCAGGGAUGGAGUUACCGCGAUGCGACGCCGUGCGCCUGGGCCGGAGUCGCCUGUGGCGUUCCGGGCUCCGCCGACGCCGUCCUUCGGGUCACGAGCCUGUCGCUGCCGGGCUUCGGGCUUCUGGCCUCCAUUCCGGCGACGAUUGGCAGGAUCGAGCAUCUCAGGAACCUUAAUCUUUCCAACAAUUCCAUCAAUGGCUCCAUUCCUCAGUCUCUCUUCGCCGCCUCUGAGCUCCAAUCUCUAGAUUUUUCCAACAAUUUGAUCUCCGGGGACCUGCCGGAGCUCGUCGGAAAGCUGAAGAAUCUCCGGGUUCUUAACCUCUCCGACAAUGCCCUGUCGGGAGUCCUGCCAGGAAACCUGACAGCCCUUCAGAACUUGACAGCCGUUUCUCUGAAGAAUAAUUACUUUUUCGGUUCCCUUCCCGGCAACUUCAGCUCUGUCGAAAUUCUGGAUUUAUCCUCCAAUUUAAUCAACGGAUCAUUGCCGCCGGAAUUCGGGGGGAAAAAGUUGUCCUAUUUUAACGUCUCCUACAACAGGCUUUCCGGCGGAAUCCCGCCGGGAUUCGCCGCCGGAAUCCCCGCCAAUGCCACCGUAGAUCUUUCCUUCAACAACCUCACCGGCCCCAUUCCGCCGUCGAAUCUCUUCCUCAACCAAACCGCCAAAUCUUUCUCCGGCAACGCUGACCUCUGCGGCAAACCGUUGAGAAACCUCUGCCCGAUUCCAUCCUCAAUCGCCACUCUCCCCGACGCCGCCUCCCCGGAGUCCCCUCCUGCCAUCGCCGCCAUACCCAAAACCAUCGACUCCAAUCCCGCAACCGUCUCCCCCGAAGCCGGAAACCCGCCCCGGGUCAGCCGAACCGGUCUCCGAACCGGAACAAUCUUAGGAAUAGUCAUCGGCGACGUCGCCGGAGUCGCCGUCCUGGUCCUGAUCUUCAUAUACGUUUACCACUCCAAGAAGAAGAAAUCAAUCAACACCGCCAUUAAAAAAGAAGCCGAAACAGCCAAAGACUUCGACUGGGCAUCCUCAGCGUCCUCCGAAGAACCCAGCUGGCUCCGAACCUGGACAUGCCUCAAAAAACACCGACACGCCGCCGCCGCCUCCGACGACGAAGCAAGCGCCUCCGACUCCACCUCCACCUCCUCCGACCCCACCGAAAACCCGCGAAACCCCCCCGACAGGUCGCACGCAGCCCAAGAGCAGAAGACCGGCGCACUUGUGACAGUGGACGGGGAAAACCAGCUGGAACUGGAAACGCUUCUCAAGGCGUCUGCUUACAUCCUUGGCGCGUCGGGCUCCAGCAUAAUGUACAAGGCGGUUCUCGAAGACGGCACCACCCUCGCCGUCCGCCGGAUCGGCGAAAACGGCGUCGAACGCUUCAGAGAUUUCGAGAAUCAGGUCCGCGUGAUCGCGAAGCUGGUGCACCCAAAUCUCGUACGGAUCAGGGGAUUCUACUGGGGCACUGACGAAAAGCUGAUCAUCUACGAUUUUGUCGCCAAUGGCAGCCUCGCCAACGCCCGCUACAGGAAGGCUGGCUCUUCCCCCUGUCACUUGCCAUGGGAGUUGCGGCUCAAGAUAGCGAAAGGCGCCGCACGCGGGCUGUGCUACAUCCACGAGAAGAAGCACGUGCACGGCAACUUAAAGCCGAGCAACAUUUUGUUAGGAGCAGACAUGGAGCCAAAGAUCGGUGAUUUCGGGCUCGAAAGGCUCGUCGCAGGCGAAAACAGCUCCAAGAAUUGCGGCUCCGCCCGGAAUUUCGGCAGCAAGCGAUCAACCGCCUCCCGCGACAGCUUCCAGGACUACGCCGCAGCCAGUGCAGCAACGCCGAGCCCGAGCCCGAGCGUGAUCGGCGUCUCGCCUUAUCACGCGCCGGAGUCGCUUCGAAGCCUAAAGCCGAAUCCUAAAUGGGAUGUGUUCACCUUCGGCGUGAUAUUGCUGGAGCUGGUGACCGGAAAGGUCAUUGCAUCGGAGGAGACGGGGCCUGCCCUGGCCAUCGGGGGAGCCAUGUCAGCUGCUGACGAGGAUAGAGGCAAGGUGUUGAGGAUGGCUGACGUGGCGAUCCGCGGCGAGCUGGAGGGGAAGGAGGAGGCGUUGCUGGCACUGCUGAAAAUGGGAUACAAUUGCAUAUCGCCUGUGCCACAAAAGAGACCGUCAAUGAAAGAAGUUCUGCAGGCCCUGGAAAGAUUCCCAUGCUGCUCGUCAUUUUCCUCUGCCUAUUAUGCUCACUUGUGAUGGAACGAGGGACGAGGAAACAGGAACAAUGUAGAGAAUGUAAUGUGUAUGUAAUGAAUGAUCCGAGUGAUUGCUGACAUGAUUUUUGUGUUUUGCCAUUGCUAGAGAUUCUUGAGUGGAAUGAUGGUUGGGGUAGGAUCUUAUCAUUUUUAUGCCAAUUGUCUGACAAAUUUGGUUUUCUUGUAAUAAUUUGAGAGCCCAUCGUGUAUUUUGCUUUCACUUGAUUGAUUUCUUGAAUUAGAUAGGGAUUGUAAUCCUUGCUGAAUUUUAAAUAUGUUAAUUGGGCCUAUUGGGCCAUUACUGUA